GCAGAUGUGAGGUGGUUCAGAUCUGAAGCCCAUGUGCAGACUGCCUUAGUCUUCAGACGUUGAGAUCUGAAGCGGGCGCCAGAUCUGAGCACCACCGUCUCCGCCCUCUCGGUCUGCUGUGGGAACUCCUCGCCGGCGUGUUCGCCGCCUAGGUCCUCGCACAUCUCCUCGACUGCGUGGUCUGGUGCCACAUCGGCCCAUGGACGUGUUGGUCAGCAACCUGAAAUGGGAGGUGGGAAAGGCGCGAGCCCACCUUGCCGAUGGCUCGCUGGAGGCUUGGGCGGCCGGCAACAACCUGGGUCCCAACAUUAUGGCCCUCAGCGAGCAACUGCUGCGCGCCAAGCGCGCGCUCGAAGCCGCGAGUGGCAACCAACGCAGUCCUCAGCUCAAUAGGCUGCUGGAGAUGCUGCGGGAACCGGCGCAAAAUGCCGACUACUUGCUGGAAGAGCUGGAUUACUUCCGCAUUCAUGACGAGCUCCAUGCCAAGGGCCGUGCCCUUGAUGCUCCUCACACCUUCAACUCCAAGGCUGUUGGCAAACUUGGAGAGGUACAAGGUGCAAGGCAACAUGUGAGCUGCUGCGCGUGGCCGCGUGCUCAGAGAAUCCGUCCUAAUUCAUCGACUACUGCGGCCAACCGGGAUGGUGAGGAGGUCAGUGGAUGCCUGUGCAAACUCCGUAAACUCCUCGUUUGCUGUUCCCUCCCACAUGUUCAUGAUGAUGAUGAUGAAGCACCAACGCUUGGGUUUAAUAUGGUUGAUGUCUCUGAAAGACUCACGCACGUCUUGCAGGAACUACUGCUACAUGCUAGUCUAGCUGGGAAUGCUAGCUAUUGUAUUAUGCAAGAUACUACAGAUAAUCGUGUAAUCAACAGCAGUCAAUCUAUAGAGCCAGCAUUUUGUGGGAGGGACCAUAUCAUGAAUACCAUCAUACAUGAUAUGACCAAUGGUAAAUACCGUGGAAAAGGUUUAUCCGUGCUUCCGACUGUUGGUCCAGGGGGAAUAGGGAAGACAAGUUUGGUGCAUCAAAUAUAUCACAGCCAACAAGUGCAAAAUCAUUUUCAAGUUACAGUUUGGAUACACGUAUCCACCCGUUUGAAUCUGAAGCUGCUAGAAGAGAUUAAAGAAUCCAUCCCUGCAGUUAAAGGGGAAAAAGAGGACACACCAGGAGAGCUGAUCGAACAAAGAUUAAAAUAUAAAAGGUUUUUGCUUGUGUUGGAUGAUAUAUGGCUGGUUAGUGAUGAUGCGUGGAAAAGGUUAUUGUCAGCACUCGAUCAAUCAGAAGAAAAGGGCAGCAUGGUUUUGGUAACAACUCGGUUUCCAUCAAUAGCACGGAUGGUUGGAACGGCUGACCAUUCAAUAAUCUUGAAAGGUUUACAAACUGAAGAGUUUAGGAAGUUAUUCUUUGCAUUUGUCUUUGGCGAUGAGUUAUGUGAGAGGGAUCAUAGUUUUUUGCUUGAGACUGGAUGUAUGAUAAUGGACAAACUAAAGGGAUACCCCCUUACUGCAAGGAUUGUUGGUAGACUACUGAGUAAACAACUUAGUUUGCAUCAUUGGAGAGGGAUCCUAGAAAGUGGAAAAUGGACGGAACAAAUGAAUGAAGAUGACAUUAUGCCUGCCUUGAGGAUUAGCUAUGGCCAUCUCCCUUUCCAUCUGCAACAAUGCUUUUCCUGUUCUGCAUUAUUUCCUAAAUAUUUCUGUUUUAGCAGCAGCCAACUCAUCAACUUGUGGGUAGGACUAGAUAUCUUACAACCUGAUUCUCGAAACCAAACAUUUGAAGAUAUAGGUAUGAGGAAUUUAAAUGAUUUGGUCACACAUGGAUUUUUCAGAGAAGAGGUAGCUAAUGGCCGUCCAUGUUAUGUUAUGCAUGACCUGGUACAUGAGUUGGCGUUGAAGGUUGCGUCUCAUGACUGUCUUAUUUUACGCCACUCCAACAUGAGAUAUGUAGACAUUCAGCCAUCCAUCCGUCACUUGUCCAUAAUCAUAGAUGAUGAUGACGAUGAUGAUACAAUGUGUGAUGAUGAUUUUGAGAGCCAACGGACAAAGCUGAUAACAAGUUUGAAGGUUAAACAGUUGCAUACUUUUAUGUUAUUUGGAGAAACGGAUGAAAACUUUGUCAAUGUUUUGGGUGAUUUGUUAAGGAAAGCAAAUGCUCUUCGUGUUCUCCAUUUGGUUACCACGCCGUCUUCUGUGGAGUCCAUGUUACGUAACUUUUCAGCACAUGUCCACCUACGAUACCUAUCUUUAGGGACAAAGGAUAGGGGUCUAUUGCAUAGAUUUCUAUGUCUCGGGACAGAGUAUGAGAGCCAGAUGCAUUUACCCCUUGCCAUUUCUAGAUUUUAUAAUUUAAGGAUUCUGGAUCUAGGAUCAUGGUAUGGUCGUUGUGAUAUGGUAUGGGACAUGAGCAACCUUACAAAAUUGUGCUGCUUUUACACCCAAAAGGAUGAGCUUCAUUCUGCUAUUUGUAAUGUGGGAAAACAUAAACUCUUAGAAGAGUUAAAGGUAUUUCGAGUGAACAAGGAAAGUGAAGGGUUUGAACCAAAGCAACUGGAGCAUUUGACAGAGGUAACUGAGUUGGGAAUCUAUAACCUUGAGAAUGUACACACAAAAGAAGAGGCAGCCGAAGCAAAACUGAUUGAGAAAAACUACUUGGAGAAAUUAACAUUAGAUUGGGAUAGUCAGCGAUCUGAUGCUGAGCCUGAUGUGGAAGCAGUGGUUCUUGAGAGCCUUGAACCACAUACAUAUCUUCGAGAAUUGUGCAUUAGAGGGCAUGGCGGCCCUUCUUGUCCAACAUGGCUAGGUGAUGAGCUUGUUGUUAAAGCUCUUCAAUCUCUUUGCCUCGUUGGAGUUUCUUGGAAAGUUCUUCCUUCUGUAGGGAAGAUGUGGUGUCUUCGUAAACUGGUAUUGAAGCAUAUUGCCACAGUGAAGGAGUUUGUUAUAGAGCAAAGCUUUUGUGGGCUAAUCUGGUUUGAACUUGUUGGCUUGGAAAGUUUUGAAAAAUGGGUACCAGCACAGGAUGCUCAUCAUAUGUUUCCUCUUUUGCAAGUACUGAUUAUCAGAGACUGCCCUAAACUCUUGGAGCUGCCAUUUUCGAACCACAUUGUUUACCCACCUGAACAACGCUGGAACAUAGAUUGGUUUCCCAAACUUCAAGAGCUUGAGAUAGAUAACUGUCCAGAAUUGCUGCCACUGCAUCCUAUCCCUUGGACGGAAACUCUAUAUUCUGUGAGUAUAAGAGGUGUAAUGCUGCUAGAGAAGUUAGUCUACUCAAAUUCAUCCCAUGGAGUAAGACUGGAUAUUGCUGGAAAGGAUGAUCUGCACAGCUUAGAUCAGGUGUUAGCAUUCAAUAACUUGACAGAGCUUGAGGAGCUCUCACUCAUGAAAUGCCCACCUCUAGAGUUGAAGCACCUUGUGAUGCUAAACUCAUUGAAGACAUUACUUGCAGAGAGUUCACAGGCUCUGGUUGAGCCAUUAGGAGGUCAGGAUGACACAGAAUGGCAGCUUCCUAUUGAGCAUAUUGAGGUCCAGGAAUUAUGUGGUAAUAGUGGGAAGGAGUUCACUGAGUUCCUCACCCACCUCCCAGGGCUCUCCAAAUUGGAAAUUGUGGAGUGUGGAAAGAUAACACAUUUGGCUGUGAAGGUGGAUCGGCAACAAGUAACAUUAGCAGCAUCAGAGGUGGAGAAAGAUGACACGCCACCACCACCAGCAGAGCAGGAGAAGGAAGAAGAUGGGGUGCUGCUGUUCCCGGUCCAUCUCUCCAGCACAUUAAGGGAAUUGGUCAUCUCCCACUGCCCAGAGCUGGUCCUUCUUCCUGAUGGAGAAGAAGGGCUCCAAGCCCUGCGAUGCCUACAGAGAUUAAAGUUAAAGGAAACACCCAAGUUCUUAUCUGCCUACUUACCUUCCUGUCGCUUCUUCCCAUCCUCCUUGCAAUUUCUCGAGCUUAAUGGUGUGGAAGGCAUGGAAACAGUGGAGCCCCUCUCAAACCUCAUUUCUCUCACCAUAUUAGAAUUGAGAAAUUGCGGACAUGAUCUAAGAUGCAAGGGCUUGGGGCCUCUCCUUACCAUAGGGAUAGGGGGGCAGCUCAGUGCACUAAUAGUCUAUGGCAGCCCCAGAUUCUUUGCUGGCUGGGAUCCCAAUCCCAGGGAGGUGCUGCAGGGUGAAGGAGAGCAACAGCUGCAGCUAGUAUCCCCCCUAAGAUCAUCUAAACUGCAGAAACUUUGGACAGAUGACGUCGCAGGACUUCUUUCCACGCCCAUCUGCAGUCUCCUAUCUUCCUCCCUCACCCAACUGCAACUUUCUGGGGCCAAAGAGAUGGAGAGCUUCAGCAAUGAGCAAGAGCAUGCCCUUCAUCUCCUCGCCUCCCUCCUGGAACUUGAAUUUUUUGGUUUCGACAAGCUUCAGCGCCUCCCUGCAGGACUGCACAAGCUUACCUACCUCAAGGAAUUACAGGUCGGCAGGUGUCCAUCCGUCCGCUCACUGCCCAAGAAUGGCCUCCCCAAAUCACUGCAAAAAUUACAUGUCUCUGCCUGUGAUAGUGAGGAGCUAAAACAGCAUUGCAGGGAGUUAGUGGGAACCAUCCCAAAAAUUAAACUGUAACUUGGAGACUGACCCACGGAGUGAACUAAGAUACUUUGGUUGCUUAAUAGCUGUGGCCUGUGGCUGUGGUACAAGUUUGGAAAUCGGCAAUGCAGCAGUAGCAGGUCUGAAGGUAUAGCACCUGUUUAUACCGAAACAGUGAAGUGUUAUAGUGGAGGCUUUUGCAUCAGUUGCAUUACAAGGAUCACAACUGCCACCGAUAGCUCGAAAGGUGCUGCUCAAUCUUAUGGAGUAUUGUUAUCUUGGUAAAAAAAAUCGUCCUAUGAGGCACCUUUCAGAACACUGGAACCAACUUCUAUGUGGAUGAACCCUGGCUAAUAUAACGAGGCUGUGAUGACAUUCUGGCCUGCAGCCUUUUUCCCGAGUUUCCAUGUACCUUCAAAUUCAUCGAAAGAUGAUGCAUACACAGAUUGUUAAGAUACUAAGACACGACAUAAUGUCUGUGAAGGACUGUUGUCAUGAUAUAAGGUUUGAUGAUGCUGUUUGUACAGCAGCCGUACGUGGUGGCUGUGAAAUUGUAGAAAUGGCUUUGUUCUUAACAAUGAUCAAUGUAUCAAUGUUAAAGAGGUCUAGGGGCUGAUCUUUACUUCAGUUUGAGACUGAAAGUUACUUCAUUAUACCGUGUGGAGGCAUGAUACUGUAACUUUCUGGGAACCACAUCAAGGUACUUGGGAGGGGUACCUGGCACAUCUACUGGGUGUUUGGAGGAAACCCCUGCAGUUCAUGCCUCCACGCCUGGCUAGAGGCAAACGUAGAUGUGUCAUUUCUGGGAACUGCCAUCGAAGAUGGAUGCUUGUCGAGUUCGGAUUCUGCGGUGGAGCAUGAAGAAGAUUAUGCAGACAAAACAGAUGCAGACAUCCAGCUUCUAGAAGAACUUGGUGCUAUGCUAGCUGGUACCAUGUGAUUUCUCUAUGUAAAAGGAUAACAUAUGCAAGCCCCUUUUUUGUGAAUGAAGCAAACGAUUUUAAAUGGUA
Messenger RNA from Triticum dicoccoides, 5565 nucleotides. RefSeq names its product disease resistance protein RGA2-like. The record is from RefSeq and is a predicted model, not a curated record. The coding region runs from base 200 to 4591 and encodes 1463 amino acids. Gene Ontology annotation, molecular function: ADP binding. NCBI's taxonomy places the organism in Eukaryota, Viridiplantae, Streptophyta, Magnoliopsida, Poales, Poaceae. The transcript has 6 exons.